Messenger RNA from Pocillopora meandrina, 933 nucleotides. Lineage: Eukaryota; Metazoa; Cnidaria; Anthozoa; Scleractinia; Pocilloporidae. The record is from the annotation of a GenBank genome assembly.
AUGGCACGAAAACCUGCACUAGGAGCUAUCUAUCAAAGAAUCGAUGAUGAAAAAAGGUUUGAUUCAUGAUAGGUUACUAAAUUAGUUUUACAGCCGGUGAAUAGAUGGAGACCAGGAGUGACAGUCGUAACAGUCCAUUGGGUAGUGUCCCCCCAACAGAAUAGAAAGGAAGGGGAAGUCGUUGGACGACGCCAUCAGUAUAAAAGAAUGGGUGACUGCCAGUGGAAUAUUUCAAAUCUGGUUUGCGGAAACCGAUCACACACAUAACCUGUUAUUUCUCCGAAAUAACUAAAUAACUAAAACUUAGACUCAGAGACGGUCUUGUUAAUAAUGGCAGUAGGACCGAGUGGACCGACCAAUUAAUGAAAGCUAUGACAAAAUUUCAGAGAGAAAUUAGACAUUGGUUGUACGUUUUCACGUGCUUGACGCGUUGUGUCUACUUACACGGGCAUGAUGUGUUACCUGUCCCUUUAACUGUCCAGUUACAAGUAUGACCCGUACACUUUCCUAUUAGUGCUCAGAUCGGGCUGGCGAUAAACAAUCACGUUCGACAAUUUUGUUAUAGUUUUGAUGAGCCAUGUAAUGGUGAUUUUCGAUCUGUUAUGAAAGUUGCGUUCGUUGGUUACCUGUUCAUUUCGCGAAUGAUGUGACUUUUUAAUGUCGUUGUUAAGGUUGACAACUGUAGGAUCAAACCACAAUGAACAACAACUUACAUUAGCUAGUUUUGAUGAUGGUAUGUCGUUUUCUAACCGACCUUGUAUACGAUUGUUUUUAGAAAAGCCGCCGGCUGAAAGGAAAACUCUAACGCUUUCCUUGAUUUGGAAAAGAAUGUUGAAAACACUACCAUUUCUCGUUGGCAGUAAGGGUCCGACAGGCCCUCCUGACAUUUCUAGAGGAAAGGCAAUCCAGCAAAAGUUACCCAACGAUCUUUAA